AUGAAAGCGAUGGGUAAUGAAUGGGCAGCUGAUUUUACAUUUCCAUUACUUAAUUUGGUUAACCAAAAUGCUUCUAUUGAAAUAGCAUUUUUAAAAGCUCAGGAAAUAUGUCAUGAAAAUAAAAAUAUGAAAAAAUGUCUUAAUAAAUGUACCAAAUCGGAUGAAAAAAAAUUACUAUUACUUGGUUUAAAACCAUGGGAAGAUGUAUGUCGCAAUUUAAAACAAUUAAAACCCCACUUUGCAUGUUGGAGAGGAAAUAUAAAUUUUUUUAAAAUUUCAUGUCAAAAUGAAAAUAAAAAUUUAACGAUGCAUUUAGGAGAUUUUUCAAAAAACAAGAGUACAUCAUUCAUUAAAAUUAUUUGUUUAUCAUUUGAUAAAUUAUCUAAUUGUUCUUUAUUUGAAUACAAAAAAUAUUGUGGUAAUUCGACGACAAAUUUAUUAAAAAAAUUUUAUCAAACAAGCAAGUAUGCCGUAAAUGAUAUGUUAAAGGUUAAAUUUACCACUAUACCUGAAGAAUGUGAAAAUGAGGAUGAUAGAAAAUUUAUUGAAUCUUUGGAAGAAAAUUGUUCCAUUAAUAGACUAAAAUUUGAAUUUUUAUCUUAUAUUAUAAUGAUUUUUUUUAUCUUAAUAUUUCUUUUGUAA
Strongyloides ratti is the source of this 642-nucleotide messenger RNA. RefSeq lists its product as hypothetical. Lineage: Eukaryota; Metazoa; Nematoda; Chromadorea; Rhabditida; Strongyloididae. The transcript is spliced from 3 exons. The coding region runs from base 1 to 642 and encodes 213 amino acids. The record is from RefSeq and is a predicted model, not a curated record.